AUGAAGUACAGAACAUUGUCCCCUAUGCAGAAGAAUCAGAUUGUGGGGAUGAGGAAGGUUGGGAUGAAGUGUAAGGACAUUGCAGAAGUCUUCACUGCUCCCUGUUCCACCAUUUCAACUAUCUUGAGUCAUUGGAAGGUCCAUGGAAGUGUGGAGUCAUUGAAAUCACAAUGUGGCAGACCCAGGAAGUUGUCUGAGCGGGAUUUUCGAGUGUUAUGUCAUGCUGUUAGUUCAAAUAGAAGGCAUACUCUGGUAGAACUUGCAAACUUGGUGAGUGUUUCCCGAACUACUGUUCGAUUCUACCUCCGUGAGCUUGGUUUUAGAAAUUGUAUAGCACCUAAAAAGCUCUAUUUGAAUGUCAAACAUAAAGCAGAUAGGCUUGCAUUUGCACGUGCUUAUGAGAGUUGGACGUUUGAAGAUUGGUGUAAUAUUAUUUGGACGGAUGAGUCGUCAUUCGAAACUGGCAAAAAUCCACGGCAAAUUAGAGUGUGGCGGAAGGUGUAUGAAAAAUAUAAUUGGGAUUGUAUAGCACCAAGUUUUAAGUCUGGACGUAGUUCAGUGAUGGUUUGGGGUGCCUUUACUGGCUUUGAUAAGUCUCCAUUGGUCAUCAUUCCUUUAGAUAAGAGAUCAGCAAGGGAUUUUGUCACUAUUGUUUAUGAAGGAGUAUUAAGUGGCUUUUAUUUCUUACAUGAUGACCCUGAGCAAUUGAUAUUGAUGGAGGAUGGCGCUCCAGUCCACCGUAGCUCAUUGCCACUGCAAUGGAGACGUGCUCAUGAUGAACGUCCACAUUCAUCCCACCGACCAUGGAUCCGUCAUUCAUCUACGAAGAUGUUGAAUCUGUCAGCGAAGCGAUACAUCCAUCUCCCUCAUCAGACACCCCCAAUCGCGCGGGUUAAUAAAUGCCCUGCCGGGCUCGGUCAGGCCAAUGGGACCCCCCCCCCGCUGCUUUAUGGAGUAGGUGACUGUUCCGCUCGGAAUCCAAACCGUUCCACGUUGGUAGCUGUUAUGUUCACAAAGUGGAACGGUCUUCCUCGCCCACUGAUGGCGUCUCUCUCUCUCUCUCAGCUGGUGGAGUUGUCGCGUUUGGCUGUGGGAAAACUUGACGCAGUGCUCAUCGCUGAGCGGCAAGCCGCGCGACUGUUUGUUUCAUCUCCUUAA
Molecule: messenger RNA, 1158 nt
Organism: Physcomitrium patens
Lineage: Eukaryota; Viridiplantae; Streptophyta; Bryopsida; Funariales; Funariaceae
Source: RefSeq, a predicted model, not a curated record